Pseudophryne corroboree (corroboree frog) is the source of this 1743-nucleotide messenger RNA. Its product is annotated as zona pellucida sperm-binding protein 4-like. NCBI's taxonomy places the organism in Eukaryota, Metazoa, Chordata, Amphibia, Anura, Myobatrachidae. The coding region runs from base 57 to 1700 and encodes 547 amino acids. The transcript is spliced from 12 exons. Gene Ontology annotation, molecular function: acrosin binding; structural constituent of egg coat. Gene Ontology annotation, cellular component: egg coat. The record is from RefSeq and is a predicted model, not a curated record. Gene Ontology annotation, biological process: prevention of polyspermy; binding of sperm to zona pellucida.
AGGACCUGCAAAUGUGCUGGACCUAACUGUAGUUUGCAGGCUGCUAGCACUGGUAUAUGAUCAGAAUAAUGGCUGUACAUUGCUGUGCAGUGGGCUUGUUAAUGCUUCUAUGUCACUACACCCUCUUAUCUACUGCUGAGGAAGGUUUCUGGAGCAUAAAUCCUCCUAGCAUACCUGGAUUAUAUUGUACCUCUCAGGGUUUUCAGUACGUUGUGCCUACAAAACGUCACAGGUUAAUUUCUGUUAAAUUUAGUGCACUGGACAAGAAAGGGAGCGCCCAGGUUUUAUCCAACAGCCGCAAUUGUGGGACUUGGAUCCUGAGAAAUUCAAGUGGAUCUGUGACCUUGCAUUCUUCCUAUGAUGGAUGUUAUGUCUAUGAACAGGAUUACAACAAUAAAAUGAUGCUACUAAUUGAAAGGGAAUUAGUUUCUGGAGAAUGGAUGCACCCACAAAUUAAAGAGCUGAAAUGCCCUAAACUGGAGGCUCUAAAUAGAUCAGCUCCUGAUCACUGCUCAGUUGUCCCACUUAAGGAGAGAAUUGCUUGUGCCGCUUCCCCAAUCUCUCGCUGUAUGUGCACCAAACAGGGAUGCUGCUUUGACAGCGAAGACCAAAUUAACCCCUGUUACUAUGGACAUAAAGUGACUGUCCGAUGUACCAAGGAUGCGCUCAUCUCAAUUGCUGUCUCUAAAGACCUAACCCAGCCUCCCCUCCGGCUAGACUCCAUCCACAUGAUGAAAGGAAGAGAUGCGGCAUGUAGCCCCACACUGAGGACCUCUGGAUUUGUUCUUUUCCAAUUCAGUCUUUCAGCCUGUGGAACAACCUCUAGCGAACGGGAUGGUACAGUGAGCUAUGAGAACAUUAUGGUUGCAGAGACUGAUAAUGUGAGAAGCCAGAAUGUAACGGCUGCAGAGCUGGGCAGCCCAUUAAGGCUGCACAUCCAAUGUAGCUUGAAUCCCAGUGUUCCAUCUGCACAGAACACUGGUGUACUUGUCCCAUCAUCGCCUCUUCCUGAUGCUGGUCCUAAACCAUCCACGUUGCAGAUGAGGUUUGCUAAAGAUGACCUGUAUAUGAAAUACUAUAUUGAUGGAGAGUAUCCUGUGGUAAAGCAGCCUCAAGACCCUAUUCCUGUUGAAGUCCGAAUAUUGCAGAGCACAGAACUGAACUUUACAUUAACUCUUCAUCAGUGCUGGGCUACCCCAACUGAAGACUCGGAGCAUGAGCUUAAAUGGCUUUUUCUGGAUAAUGGGUGCCCAUUUACUGGUGAUAACAAUAUGUCACAAGAGAUAUCUCCUGCAACAUACAACGGACUGAGCUUCCAUUCGCAAUACAAGCGGUUCCUCAUUCAUGUCAAUCAUACAGAACGCUCUUUAAAAGUGAAUGGGCUGGUAUAUUUUCACUGCCGUGCCUCUGCAUGCCCUCAUGAUGCGCUGGAGCCCUGUAUAUCGCUGUGCCAGCAAGGAAAUCAGAGACCGGUACGUGAAGCUGCCAGAAACAUGACGAUCCUGGUGUCCUCCAAGGGGCCGGUGUACUUCCCACCUGCUCAGGAAUCUAAUAUGUUUGGAAAAGGUUCUCCAGUCCCCAGUGAACCAAUGGACAAGGAGUGGGUCAGGAUAGUAACUGUAGUCGGCGUUCUUUCUGUUAUAUUAGGAGUGAUUUAUGUUGUUAAGAGACGAUCUAGGGCUUCCGAUGUGAAAAACUAGUCUGCUUGUACAACAGUCACAUUAAAUAUCGCUUUAUCUUUUA